UGAAAAUUAAUUCAGUGAUAAAAAUUAGACGUUUUAUUUAUUUAUAAAUUAUAAUUUUACGUGUAUUCUUUGUUUUUACUAAAUAUGUUGGAUGAUAAAAAAGAAAUCAGCGCAAUGUAGGAACUCUAGACGAUAAAAAUGUAGAAAAUCCCGUUGGGAACAUACUAAAUAUGUUGCGAUAGUGGCGGUGUUUAUUUUAAGUGUAAACAUGAAUUUGAUGCGCAAAUUGCGUGGUGCUUCCGCCUCCACAUCGGCGGAGCCCACAGAGGCUGCAACUUCUCAUGUUCAGCUGGGAUUAAUGCAUCUGAAAAAGUUAUUUGCUGAAUACACUCAUCCAGCUCAACCGCUGACAGAAAGUGAAAAAGAUGACAAGCUUUAUAAUAUGCUUCCGCUUUUUUGUAAGGUAUUUGGUGCAAGUCCUUCAACUGAUAUGAAUGAAAAGUUUUGGGAUAUACUUUCAUUUUGUCAGCAAGUUUCCAAACUUAUGGUGUCAGAGAUUCGCAAAAGAGCCAGUAAUCAAAGUACAGAAGCAGCAAGCUGUGCUAUUGCUAAGUUUCUAGAAAUAGAGAAUUCAGAAGAAUCAAGUAAUGGAUGGAUGUUAUUAUCCACCUUAAAUUUAUUGGCAGCUGGAGAUCAAUCUCUUAUUCAGGUGAUGACAACUGCAGCCAUACCAUCAACUUUAGUAAAAUGUUUGUAUCUAUUUUUUGACCUUCCCGAAAUUCCUGAGUCAGAAGCAGAUGUACAUGAUGAUAAUAGUGAAUUUACACCUCGGGAAAGAAGAAUUCUUUUGCAGAAAAUUUUUGUUCAGGUUCUGGUAAGAUUAUGUAGUCACCCAUUUCCAUGUGAGGAAUUAGCAAGGAAAGAUGAUUUGAGCCUGCUAUUCUCUGCAAUUACGUCAUGGUGUGCUCCCCAUAAUAUAAUGUGGAGGAAAUCAGCAGCUGAAGUAUUAAUGACAUUGUCUCGUCAUGGCUUAACACAGUCUGUAGUACAGUACAUACAUAAUAAAGGAUGUGUAGGCUUGUGCAUUGAAAAUAUGCAAAAAAUUCCAGAAUUGACUCCACUAGAGGUUGUUGAAAUGUUUGUGGCAGUGUUCUGUUUUCUAAAAGAUUCCAGUGAAGUCAGUCAAUUAUUGUUGGAUGAUUUUAGAUCAUGUCAAGGAUAUCUUUUUCUAUCGGAAUUUCUUCUAAAACAUGAGAGACAAGAUGUACCUGAUUAUUUAACGUCAGGGUUAGAAGAAGAACGAGUGAGCGGGACGGAAGCUCGAGCGGCUCUAAGGAAUCUUGUUCUCAUGAUAUCGUCGCUAUGCGCGUGCGGGUUUUCGGAAUUGCGACCGACUCGCACUAAUACAGAAUUAUUUCAGUUGCAAGGGUUUGUCUUACCGCAGCCGUCUACACCAGGACAAGCAGUUAGGAACGUACAGGCAUUUCAGGUUUUGCAAUCCGUAUUCCUAAAAUCGAACUCACCAGCAUUAUGUUGCACAAUACUUGAUGCAAUAUCAAGCGUGUACCACGCGGACAAUGCUAAUUACUUUAUACUGGAAAAUCAAAAUACCCUCAGCCAAUUUUCGGAAAGAGUUCACACCAAAAACGCAGAGAUACAAGAGAAGUUUUUCGAGUUACUAGAAUUUAUUGUUUUUCAACUGAACUUUGUGCCCUGCAAGGAAUUGAUAUCACUGUCUUUGUUAUUGAAAGCCAAUAAGUCAAGAAGUUGUAGUAUAUUGUGUAUGAAAACAUUGUUAAAUAUUUUGAAACAUAAUGCACUCUUCAAAGACGUAUAUCGGGAAGUUGGCAUGCUAGAAGUGUUUGUGACGUGCUUGACACGAUAUGCGGUAUUUUUAAAAGAUAAACAGAUACUAGAGGAAGAAAUGGAAAAGAAAGAGACAGUUUCGAGUGCAACUGAGUCUCCAAAAGCACCGGAUAGAAAAAAGCGUCAAUCACGACAAGACUCGUUGAUACAAGAUCCCAAUAUUGAGAUACAAGAAGAAGAACUAGGUUCUCUAGUCAUGGAAGGUCUAACAGCUUUGUUGAAUGGAAAUGUGAACAAUUGUAACGUGUUCAGAGAUUGUGGCGGCGCCAAGUGUGUUCACGGAAUGGUCGUUUAUGAAUCGUGUAGGACUAAAGCAUUGGGAGUUAUUCGGGAGUUGAUCGUCAGUGGUUCUGGCGAAGAGGAUAUGUCCAUGUUACUAUGCGGCAUGCAUGCCGCUCCUAAUGAUGCUUACCGAUUGAAGCUACACAUUCUGAAAGCUUUACUUGUCUGUCUCAGGGAUUCACAUCGCACCCGGACUAUAUUUAGAAAGGUCAGUGGUUUUGUCUACGUCACUAGCGUCCUUGUUUCAUUGGAGGGGAAAUUAAAAGGAGAUAAAUUGAUGGAUCACGAUAUGUUGCAACUAAUACACAUUGUCUUCUAUACUAUUAGUACGGCGAUGCGAUUCGAACCGGCUAAUGCAAAGUUUUUUCAUCAUGAGAUCUGUAUGACAACAUUGUACGAAACAAUAAGGCUCCUUGGUUGUUUUACCAAUGACAUAGAAUUACAGCACGACACAGAGUCUGGUGACCCGGAACGUUAUGAGGUCUUUCACGAUAUUUUUACAAGCAAUAUAUUAGAAACCACGUUUCCAGAGACAGUGCCAGUGGAAUUUAUUCAUGCGUGCAUUGUACUGAGGUUGCUAUAUGAUGUGGCCUUAGAUUCAUUUGAUAAGCCAUUAGCUUUUGGAUCUCUCAAUGUAAAGUCACCGAGCUUAACGCGACAAAGUUCCGCAAUCAAUGAAGCGAAACCGGCAGGCCGUUCGACUCCCCUCAACCUAUCUAUAGGCGCGCCAUCCACUGAAGCGUGGGUCAUCCACUCCGGCGUGGUGAUAGUGCUCGCUAAACUAUUGCCAGCUUUACCAAGACCACAAGAACAUGAAAAUGAUGCUAGAGCGCUAAGAGACUAUUUAGCGCACGUGUUGAAGAGCCUGGUUAGAAGUGAGCGCAAUCAGCAAGUAAUGUGUGGGGGUGGAUUAGCAGGCGUAGUGCUAACUGUAUGCAGCGCCGCACUAAGAGCGGAGAAACACCCAUUGCAUGCGCCAGCCAUGUAUGUUUUAGAGAGACUUGCCGCACAUGCGCUAAGGCCCACUGAACUCAGGGAGUUUUUAAGGAUGGGAAAUCCGCUUAAUUGUUUGGCACCAGAACCUGGACAAGUUUGCAAACCAGGUGGACCUGUGCCACUUACGAGGAUCAAAACAUUGGUCUCUAUGACAACACCCAGAGAUUAUAGAUCGCAAAAUUCAUGCACUCUACCCCCUUUCGUUGAGUUCGAUAUGUCAGCGGAAGGAUUCGGUUGUCUUUACCUUCCAAGUAUUGCGCCGCAGUCUGCUAAUUUAAACGCUCUCGGCUCACAAGAUACUUCAACACUCGGUGGAAUAGGAUCAGGUGAUCGAGUAUUUCCACCACAAACGGGAUUGACAUAUUCCACAUGGAUAUGUGUGGAAAAAUAUUCAGAAGCACGAACAGACCCGCAUUGCGUUAGAUUACUGACGCUAGUGCGAAAUAUCAAUAAUUCAAGAGACGAUCAUCUUGUGUGUCUUGCAUUAGUGCUUUCAGCAAGGGAUAAAGCUAUUAUUGUAUCGACGCAGGAAACUUUAGUCCCACAUAACGUGGGUGAAUGGGAGCCAGAAGGUACGGGCGAGUGCGGUGCCCGCGUGUGGUGUCCGGACUUGCAGCACGAGGGCCAGUGGCACCAUCUAGCGUUGGUUCUCAACCGCGCUGUGCUUAAGAACUCCUCUUUUUCUCUUUAUCUUGAUGGCCAGCACAUGCACUCGGGCAAGCUGCACUACGUGAGCGCGAACCCGGGCGGCGGCGCGGCGACGCUGUCGGGCGCGUCGAGCGUGUACUGCGUGAUCGGCACGCCGCCGCACUGGCGCCGCUACUCGCGCCUGCUGUGGCGCCAGGGGCCCGCGCUGCUGCUGGAGGACGUUUUACCCGCACAAACAAUAUCAGUCAUCUACCAACUGGGCCCGCAUUACGUUGGGACAUUACAAGCGCCCGUACCACCUGGCCCGAAUCAAGAACCGUUAGCGCCCUUAGUGGCUGAAGAAAAAGUUGUCUUUGGCAUUAAUGCAAGAGCCAUGUCGCAACUUACUUUAGCCAAAAUUCGCAAAGUGUACAGCAAAAAUGAUAAUAAAGCGAUAGCAAAGCAAUUGGGCAUGUCAUCACAUGAGAAUGCGACACCAAUAAGAAUUCUUCACAAUUCGGCUGGACAUUUAAUGGGCCCGGCUAGAUGCUUGGGCGGAGUUGUUGUGGGGUAUCUCGGAGUGAGGGUGUUCUGCCCGAAACCAGCAGCUAUCAUGAUCGACACGGUUGGUGGAUGUUCAGUAUUAUUAGGUUUAAUAGCUAUGGCUCAAGAUGUAGAAUGCCUAUAUGCAGGCGUGAAGGCAUUAGUUUGUGUUGUGAGAUCAAAUAAGGCAGCUCAAGCCGAAAUGGACAGACGGAAAGGAUACCAAACACUUGCAAUGUUGUUGAAGAGGAAGAAACAGCUGCUUAAUUCGCACAUACUACAUCUAAUAUUCGGCUUAGUUGGUACUGUCGAUAGUCAGAAAGAAACAUCGUCAAUUCCUAAUUUAACUGCAUUCCAGGAUCUUAUUUGUGACUUAGAUGUAUGGCUCGGAGCUCCCGGUGGCUUAAUAAAAUCGCUUUUGGAACAUUUACUAGAAUUAGCGACAGAAACAGCUCACCGAACGCACAACUUACGCACAAUGAGGGAGCUACAAUUAGUGCCUAAAUUACUUUAUAUCGUGAACGAUGUUAAAGUUGGCAGCACAAAGAAUGUUCUCAUAAAUCUAUUGGCAGCUUUAUUGGGUGGCCAACCGCGACCUACUGACUUACUCUGCCUUGGUCAAUUCAUGGCCUUUACCUUACCCUUACCAUCACAAACGGAACAGAAUAUUGUCAUAAUAGAGAAUGACUUUGAUAAAGAGAUCGAAGGAGAACAAGUCAUUCUCAGGAAUAAAUGUUUUUGCGUUUUACACGGAUUACUGUUUACAACGCGUAAUUUGGUCAAUACGAUUGUCUGUGAAGAAAUAUCAAGAGUACUAGGAAUGGAUUGGCUUCUCAGUUUUAUGCAAGAGAAUGUCCAUCCCACUACGGUGCUGUGGGCGCUGCGUAUUCUAGUCAUUUUGUGUUCUGGACAAGGACAACAAUCUGCUAUAAUGCAAAGGUUUCGUGAAGGUGUCGGCAACGGUGGUUGGUUGCGGCACACAGAACUGAUCGCGGGCGGACAGCAAGCGGGCGUGGUUGUGUCGGCCGCUGUGCAUUCGCACUCACACUUACACGCUCCGCUUCUCUACACCUCUGGCUUUACGCUGCUCGCCUGGUUAUCACUAUUUCACCUUCAAAUACCCGAGCUCUACUACCUUUUAUUCGGUCUGACUCUUGGUCAGCCGAUGCGUCAAAUUGGCCCAGAGAAGACGGUCUCAGUAGAACGUGUGUGGGCUGCAGCUUGGGGAGCGGCUGCUCCUCAGAGACAAUCUUCAGCUGCUUUAGCUGCAAGAAUCACAUUAUGUCCUGAAGCUGUGGUGAUAUUACUGGCCACUGUGAGGUCAUUGGUGCAUGCAGAGGCGGGUUCCUUGCCUGAAUGGCUUGCGGAACAUCCUGUAGCUAUUAUACAGGUUCUUUUUUCGCUAUACAAUACUUUACCGGAUUUUGUGACACUGAUGAUGACUGCUGAAGUUUUGACGGCGCUUGCGUCGAUACUCUUUCCUCCUAAUCCGUCUGACGAAAUUCAUAUGCCUAUUUGCGAAAGUGGUGAAAGCUCAGGCGCAUCUACUCCUGGAUCUGAGAAAGAAGUAGUACUUGUGAGUAGCACGGCCGGGUUGACCCAUCAUCCCGCGAGACAGGCCGUAAUGGACUUUCUCAAAGUUAUCGUGCUCGAUUCGCUGCCACUUAGCGUUACGGCUAAAGCUUCACCUACCCCAUUCGCGUCUGACUCGGUGCCAUCGUCAAUGUUUUGUACGCCCUGCUCCACGCCAAGAUCGUACUUUUAUUGCGUUAUAGAUCUGGUGCUUGAUGCAUCUCCCGCCAACUCGACAAGUGAGCAGCAAACUGAAUAUCAAACAGAAGUGUUGACUACACUCAUGGAAAACCUACUAAAUACAGAACUUUUUGGUUCCGAAUCAAAUAUAUCAAACGUUUGCUACUUGGCCGCAAGACUCGUCGAUAAAUUGUGGCAAGGACAAUUGUCAAGAGAUCCUCAUGAGGUUUUCGAUUUCUUAGUGAAAUUGGUAACCCAAGCGAAAAAGAAAUCACUUAUGGUCUCACUGGAGGGCCUACAUCACUGUUUGAAUAGGACAAUACUAUUUCUUCUGUCUCGCUGUACUGAUUCUAUUGCUGAUCAGAUGUCAGUGCUUGAAGCUUUACACAAGCUCACUACCAACAGAUUGCUUAUAUUCGGAGCUGGAAAUCACGAAUUGGAGUUUAUUGGUUGCCUAACAUAUUGCCUCUUACAACUGAGUGCUAACAUGAAAAUAGCGCUUGAUUCACACAUGCGAACCACGUGGCAUGUGAAUCCCAGUGGAGAUCUAGAAUCCAGAGAUGAUAAAUUAACUGCCCAUCAAGGCCGCAAUCUCAUGGCCGGAGCAGCUCGUCGCGUAUGGGAGGAGCUAUACGCGUGCAAGAAGCCGGCCAUAGAAGAAGUGUUCAAAGUGACGUUAAGUGCACCUGCAGCGGGGGCUAAAGCACCCGACCUGGGUACAGUGCGGGAACAUUUGCAUGACGCUGCGCAUAAGCUGUGGAUGACGUAUAUUGAUACUGAGAGGAAGGCCGUGUAUCGAGUCCCAUGGGAGCUACACAACCAGAUUCAAUCGAAGAUUCAAAAAGUGACUGGUGGUUUGACACGUUUGGCGUCUCGGACGAAAGUGAAGAGAGAUGACACUGGAAAAUUACGACCAAGGCUUCCGAGACACCACGCCUUGGCUUAUAUGCAAGACCAUGUGCAACUUGUUAGACGCACGUGGGCGGUGAGCGCGCAGUGCGCGGCGAACACGUGGGCGCACACGACGCGCUACGUGCAGGCGGAGUGGGCGGGCGCGUGGCGCGAGCUGACCCGCGAGCGCGCGCUGUGGGGCCCGCCGCGCGCCGAGCCGCUCGCCAAGUGGGCGCUGCACUGCACCGAGGGGCCGUGCCGCAUGCGCAAGCAGCUGCGCCGCAACCUCGCCUUCUACGCGCACUACCCCUACGCGCCGAGCCGAGACGGCGCCGAUCAUAGACAACUCAAAUACAAGGUGGCCCAAAGUCGCGAUAGUAAAGAAUACUAUAGAGUGUACCAGCAGUGGCGCACGGGCAGCUGUGUGGGUGAAGCAGACAGUGUUGAUACUACAGAAGAGCAGACAUUUGAUGAAGAAAUUACAAGCAAUAGAGAAACUUCAGUGGAAGUUGUCAAUGAGGAAGGUUCUCCAUCCGAUUUAGUUAGCAGUGGCGUUGUGAGUAGAGGCAAUAACCAAUCCACAGAAGCAAGCGAGGAUGGGCCUGAUAAUGAAGACGAAGACGAACAACCUCCACCUCCAGAUAAUCAAACCUUGCUAAGAUUACUAGAGCAUCAUGAAAAGAUAACUCACAUGUUCCGUUGCGCCCGAAUACAAGGUCUCGACACAACAGAAGGUCUAUUGCUAUUUGGAAGAGAGCAUUGUUACGUAAUAGAUGGGUUCACUUUGCUAAAGAACAGGGAAAUACGUGAUUUGGAUAGCUGUCCUGAUGAUUACGAACCGAUCUUACCGAGUCAAGGAAUACAAAGAAGUAACCAAAGACAAUGCUCCAAAUUCUUAUAUGAAGAUAUAAGAGAAGUACACAAGCGAAGAUAUUUGUUACAGCCGAUCGCUCUGGAAGUUUUCUCGAGCGAUGGCCGCAAUUAUUUGUUAGCAUUUCCACGCAAAAUACGGAAUAAGGUGUACAGCCGCUUCACCGCGCUGGCCACGGGCAUGGCGGACAGCGCGGCGGGCUCGGUGGCGGGGCAGAAGCGCGGCGUGGCCGUGGAGCAGCCCGCCGGCAUACUCGCCUCGCUCAUCGGCGACACCUCCGUCACGCAGCGCUGGCUGAGGGGUGAAAUAACAAACUUCCAAUACUUGAUGCAUCUGAACACACUAGCUGGUCGUUCAUACAACGACUUAAUGCAGUAUCCAGUGUUCCCGUGGAUCUUAGCCGAUUAUGACUCUUUGGAAUUGGAUCUGAACGAUCCAGCUACAUUUAGAGAUUUGAGUAAACCAAUGGGAGCUCAGAGUCCUGAUAGAUUGGAACAAUUCAGGAAAAGAUAUAAGGAAUGGGAUGAUCCUCAUGGAGAAACUCCCCCGUACCAUUAUGGCACACAUUAUUCGUCAGCGAUGAUAGUGUGUUCCUAUCUUGUGCGUAUGGAACCUUUUACACAACAUUUUUUGAGGUUACAAGGAGGACAUUUUGAUUUGGCUGAUAGAAUGUUCCAUUCCAUAAAGGAAGCGUGGAAUUCCGCAUCAAGACACAACAUGGCGGAUGUUAAAGAAUUAAUCCCGGAGUUUUUCUACUUACCGGAAUUUUUGGUCAAUUCAAAUAAUUUCGAUUUAGGUUGCAAGCAAUCGGGCGUAGCGCUGGGCGACGUGGUCCUCCCGCCGUGGGCGAAGGGCGACCCGCGCGAGUUCAUCCGCCUGCACCGCGCGGCGCUGGAGUCGGAGCACGUGUCGCACCGCCUGCACCACUGGAUCGACCUCGUGUUCGGCCACAAGCAGCAGGGCCAGCCCGCGGUGGACGCGUGCAACGUGUUCCACCACCUGUUCUACGAGGGCAACGUGGAUAUAUACAAUAUUGAUGAUCCGUUGAAGAAAAACGCAACUAUUGGCUUUAUUAACAACUUUGGCCAAAUACCAAAGCAAUUAUUUAAAAAAGCACAUCCAAGCAAGAAGAUGUCACAACGUAGUUCGACAAUAUUAGAUCCAAACAGUAUAAUACAAUCUCAAGGCGUUAUUACACCGCCAGAAAAACUAUUUUUCCAUAAUUUGGAAAAUUUGAGGCCGUCUCUGCAACCUGUAAAAGAGGUAAAAGGACCAGUUGGACAAAUUCUUUAUACUGAAAAGGCAAUCUUAGCCGUGGAACAGAACAAAGUGUUGAUGCCACCCGCUUACAAUAAGUACGUGGCGUGGGGCUUUGCGGAUCAUUCCUUGCGUAUAGGAAACUAUGAUAAUGACAAGGCUGUGUUUGUGUGCGAGAGUGUCGCACAAGCAUGUGGCGAGAUCGUCACUUGUGUGUGUUUGUCUGAUAAAAUGAUAGUCACAGCGGGAACUAGCACGGUGGUAACAAUAUGGCAGUACUGGGCGCGGCGUCGGCGCCUAACCGUAAAGACGUGUCUAUACGGGCACGAAGAGGCAGUCACGUGCCUAGCCGCAAGCGCCGCGUACAACCUCGUGGUGAGCGGCAGCCGCGACGGGCUCGUCAUCGUGUGGGACGCGGAGGGGGGGACCUUCGUGAGGCAACUGUUGCCCCCCCACUUUGUGAAUGUGCCGCAACCGCUGCCGCCCGUUUCUGCGCUCGCUAUUGAUGAUCUUACUGGCGACAUAGCGACAUGCGCGGGUAGUUGGGUGCAAGCGUGGUCGAUCAACGGCGAGGCGCUGGGCGGCGCGGCGGCCGGCACGGGCGAGCGCGCCCCGCAGCUGCUGUGCGUCGCCUUCAGCCAGGCGCGCGACUGGGACCCGCUCAGUGUCAUCAUCACGGGAUCUUCUGAUGGCGUUGUUAGGAUGUGGUCAAUAGAAUAUGUACCCAAGACUGAAGACGAAACUCACAGCUCAGAAGCGGGCAGUUUCGAUGUGGCUUCCGGUUCUAUGGAUACAGAGAAACAAACUGAACAAAAGCUUUCAGUGCAAGACAGUGAAGAGACAAAAACGGAGAGUGAAAAUAAAUCUGAGAGUGAUGUAAAGACUGAAUCAAAUGAAAGGCAGGCAGCUAUUAAAAGAGUGGAAGAAUUAGUCAAGCAAAUGAGUUUAUCACAAGAAAAUGAGGGUAACCUCGCUAAAUCCGGCUCCGAAAGUUCUCUUUCCGAUAUAGGAGAGACUACAAGUGCUAAAGAAUCAUCUCGAAAACACGAUGAUAAGGACACUUGCAGUGACAAUGAACAAUACCCGGAUAAACAUGAAGUUGAUUCCUGUGAAGAGAUGAAGAAUUAUGAAAUAGACUCCGAUGAAAAAGACUAUGAUAACGAAAAAGGCUUAGAUAAAGAAAGUAACGUGCAAAGAAAUAAAUUGCAGAAGCAAGAGCAUGUUGUGUUACGGCGUAAAUCUAAAGGCAAUCCUAUGUUCCGCAAAAGUGGUGGCAGCAUAGGUGGAUCCAGUGAGGUUGGUUCUAGCGGAGAGGGAGACGGAUUAAGAAACAGCAAGUCCGAUACCAGCCUCACGGACUCGUUCGUGGUUCUCGAACACGCCAAGGAAGAGACGCAGCCACAGCCGACAGCGCAAGUAAAGAAUGAUAGCAAAGAGGAGGGGGUGGUGCGCUGGUCGCGGCGGCUGGUGGUGCGCGGCAAGCUGACGAUGCACACGGCGUUCGAGCGGCGCGACAACCUGUCGCCCGCCGCCGUCACCGCCGUGGCCGCCGCGCGCUCCGGCAAGGGGCUCGCCGUGGGCGACGCGCGCGGCCGGAUAUUCCGUUGGUCUGCACCGGACAUGUCGAGUGCGGCGGGCGCUCGCGGCGGUCCCGCCGACCACUGGAUACGAGACGAUACGGCACCCUUCUGUACUCAAUGCCAGGUGCGUUUCACGGCACUGGAGCGGCGGCACCACUGCCGCGAGUGCGGCGCGGUGUUCUGCGGGCGCUGCUCGCGCUACGAGGCGCCCGUGCGCCGCCUGCGCGCGCUGCGCCCCGUGCGCGUGUGCCAGCGCUGCCACCAGCUGCUGCAGCCCAACAAGGAGUAGGCUACGAAGAUGCUACGCAAGGCUACGCUAAACUGCUACACGCUACGCGGGAACAUGUUGCAUCGCAACACGCUACACCGAAAUAUGCUACAUCGUGCUACAUCGGAUCAUGCUACAGCCUACACUAUAACGCACUGCACCGGGAUGUCAUACAAUCUGUAGAUUGCGGUGAACCGCAAUGCGCUACCGGCUACACUGAAACGUGUUAUAUUGGAACGUGCUACACCGGGACACGCUAUAGCCUACACCGCAACAUGCUACACUGGAACGUACUACAUUGUAACACAAUGCAAUAUAACACGCUACACUGUAAUACGCUACACCGGAACAUGCUUUAGAGUAACUUGCUUCACAAACACAUUACACUAUACCAUACAAUGCAGUGCACUUCACUCGCAAUAUACUACAACACACUAUACAACAACACAGUGCAAAACACUACACCCACGAAACAUUACAGUACGAUACAUUACAUCGAAGCAUUGCACCAAACUAAACUAUACUAAACAUGUGACUUACAACACAGUACACAUAUAACAGGACGUCGUUGUUUCCCAAAAUUUGUUAUAGUAGUAAGGAAGUAGUCUAAUUACAUGUAUGGUUCAAACAAUAAUAUGUCAAAAUGAAACAAUACAAGGAUUUGACUACUGUGACGUUUACAAUGUGCACGUGCUAUAAUUAUUAUGUGCUGAAGUUAUCCCAUAUCUAACUACGGGAUAGCAUAAUCGAGAAAGCAUGUCAAUCUAUCAUAAUUAGCCAUCAUAAUAUAAAGCUUCAGCAUUUAGGACAUGCGUGAUGAAUAGAAUCCUAAGGAGCUGAAAAGUUAGCCAAAGGCAUAAACGAAUUACUCGUUUGAAAUUGUAACACUACUCUACUACGUAUUAGACUGUUCACUAUUGAGCGAUUGUAUGGAAAUAUACGCUAAAUUUAUGUACUACGGACUCGGAACAGGCGACAAUUCAUUGAAAUAAAAUAAAAUUACACCCGACUAAAACAGGAAUAACUCGGACUUGACUCAAAAGCGCAGAAAUUACUUCUAAAUAAAAUAUGGCAUCUGCUUUAUGUAAGACUAUCUAAAUAAUCAGUAUCAAAAACGCGCAAACCACGCACUUGUUUUUGUAUUAUUUACAUAAUAAUCAAUGAAUAAUUAAUAUGUUUAAUACUGAUAAAAAUUAUUAUCUUAGCGUUUUAGUAGCAAAACGUAUUGGUGUUUAUAUCCUAGAAGUAAUGUGAAAUCUAUAACAUGCUUAAGACCAACAUAUAAAUAUUGAGAAAAAUAAAAGACAGAGGCAAUUCAGGCCUCGAUUAAUGUAAGUGAAAAAAAUUUACCUUGUCUUAAAUAAUAUAUUUGAUAAGUUAUGUAAUCAAAUUAACACGCUGUCAAAUUCUAACCCACUAUAUUGUAGAAUCGAGUGAGAGUGAUCUAAGUAAAUGGCCACGACUAGUACAAAAUGUAAAUGAGCAGUAUUGCGAUUUAUUAUUAUUUAAAUUAUAUUGGGAAAAAGAUAUCGUAGAUGAAUUUUAUUCGUUUCUUCUUAUAAUAUAAUAAGAUAAACUAAUUGAAAUGGUAAUAUAUUUUGUAGAAAUAAUCGAUUACUUAUUUAUUGUCUGCUAAAAGCUUCAUGUUUUCGCAUUGAAUGUUAUUUGGUAGGUUCUAUAAACCUUCGGCCUUCAAAAAUGUGGUAUUAAAUCAAUAUCUUAUAAAUUAUGAAGUAUCUAUAUUAUUUCUGCCGCAAAUAAACUAUAGUACAGUAUAUGAAUGUAUGCAUAUUGAAAUUAAUAUAAAAUCAUCUUAAAUAAGUAUAACAUUGUAAAGUAAAGCUUUUGAGACCCGUUUAUCCUUACGGCCUUACUAAUAAAAAGUUAAACAUUGGAUAAAUUUCUACCAUUUAAUACAAUAGCUGUGUCCUGCUCUUGCUCACAUGAAACGUCAAUCAUAAAAACAAGACAGGUUAUUGCAAUGACUAAUCCAUUGCAUAGCGAAUGGGUAACAUUUUAUUAGUAAGGCCGUUAGCCUUUAAACUUCAUCAUAACAACAAUCAAUUAUUAUCCGAUAACACUAAAUUAUGUUACUAUCAUUAAAUAGGUCAAAGGUCAUUGGGCAUAUUUGUCAUAUAUUAUAAUAUUAUGGAACUAGGCCAGUUGCGUCUUAUAUAAUGAACUUGGCCUUAUAUUGCAUUAUGCAUAUUGCGUAUUUUUUCUGAUAUGUAUGCGAAAAAAAUAUUCAACAUUUAAAAAUUAUUAUUUUCUAUAGAAACAAUUCAAAUACUUUUGGUGACAGUAUAAUGGCAGACCUUAUAAGAACUUUUUAUCGAUUGAUUUUCAUCAAGGAAAACCGAAAUUUGUGUACGCUCUGAGACAAAAAUAAAAUGCCAGAACAAAAUCCCCAAUGAUCUUUGAAUAAGUAGUCAACAUAUUUAUCCGAAAUGUUUUUAAUUUCAUUGUAUAGCGAUAAAUAUUUAGCUUAAUAACCUAACAUUAACUUAAUUUUGUUUUGUUUCAUUUAACUUCAAUAGUAAUAUUAAUGAGAAAAAUAAAUCAAUGUAGAUACGUUUCAAAGAGGAAACGAAGAAAAUCCAAGCACUAAAAUUCUUCAGGAUUCAGUCUUUCUAUUAUAAGUUUGACGACAGGCUUUCUAUUUAAUUUCUUAUAGUUAAAAUCUACCUUAUUGUCAAAGGUUUUGUGCAACUCCGCAAAAAAUAUUUUUCAUUAAAUAAACCAGAAAACUUUCAGCAUGCUUUCAAAUAAAUUUUUGAGUAAAUCAGUAUUACUUUGUAAAAAUACUAUAUAAUAUAUAUCAUUUGAUAAAAAUAUAUUUUAGAUCUCAUUCUUUAUAAUAUAAGAGAACAUAAUGUUGUCUCAUACUAAAGUAGUGUUUAUGUUUUAUGAAUGAUAAUUUUAUAUAUAUUUAUAGUGAAACGUCGUAAAAUAGGAUUAUGUUACUUUAAUCUCGUUAUUGUGAUAUUUGCACCGGUUUGUUUGGUUUCUGUCGCAACGGUGUGGUCGUGCACUCUGCAGUGUGUCGGUAUCUAUUCGCUGUUGUGUAUGUUAGUGCUAGUCAUCAUUAUUGUUUAUACAAUUAUACAUAACAUUAUUAUUUUGAAUGUGAUUUUCCCUCGCGGUAAAGUGUAAAAAGAAUAUAAUAUACCUAAGAAAUGUAGUAUUUUGAUAUAUCAAUAUGGCAUCAUUUUAUUACUUAUUGGAAUAUAGUU
This is a messenger RNA of Colias croceus (clouded yellow), 14106 nucleotides long. RefSeq names its product WD repeat and FYVE domain-containing protein 3 (gene bchs). The transcript has 55 exons. Gene Ontology annotation, molecular function: metal ion binding; protein binding. The coding region runs from base 209 to 10894 and encodes 3561 amino acids. NCBI's taxonomy places the organism in Eukaryota, Metazoa, Arthropoda, Insecta, Lepidoptera, Pieridae. The record is from RefSeq and is a predicted model, not a curated record.